Aphanomyces astaci is the source of this 189-nucleotide messenger RNA. RefSeq lists its product as hypothetical. Bases 1 to 189 code for a protein of 62 amino acids. The transcript has a single exon. Lineage: Eukaryota; Oomycota; Saprolegniomycetes; Saprolegniales; Verrucalvaceae. The record is from RefSeq and is a predicted model, not a curated record.
AUGACGGUGAAGGCCGACUCGACUGUGUUCGUCAAGCUCAUCUCGUUUCGCGGCAUGCAGCUCAACAAAUUGAUCGGCAACGGCACCACGUACCUCCACAUGACGAUCGUCGACCGGUUGUUCCCCGAGAUGAUCCGCGCGCUCGUCCAUCAACAGACGGCUCGGGCGGCGUCAUGGUGUCGGACGUGA